Lethenteron reissneri (Far Eastern brook lamprey) is the source of this 3265-nucleotide messenger RNA. RefSeq names its product general transcription factor IIIC subunit 3 (gene GTF3C3). Gene Ontology annotation, molecular function: protein binding. The record is from RefSeq and is a predicted model, not a curated record. Lineage: Eukaryota; Metazoa; Chordata; Hyperoartia; Petromyzontiformes; Petromyzontidae. Gene Ontology annotation, cellular component: transcription factor TFIIIC complex. Gene Ontology annotation, biological process: transcription by RNA polymerase III.
UGACAUCAGACCCCCGGGGCGGGCUCGGCCGAGGAAUUUGAUUGGACGAGAGGAGCUGGGCGUGGCCACCGCGUGUCCGGCUCCCGUCUAGGUGGGCUCAGCCCGAAGCGAGCGUCGUGGUGUGUAAGCGUCGCAGGCUUGCGCCCCAACCUCCCUGAGUCGCGGGCCGUGAUGCUUGAGCGGGGGAGCUCCGCCUGCUAACCGAGGCGAGAGAGCCUCGUGCGACCGACAGACAAGAAUUAGUCUUUUAUUUUUCUUCAAAAGGUCACCGGAGGUUGUCUACAAGUGUCGUGUUCAUUGCGGUGGAUGUUGCCCGCUGGGCAGGCCUCUGUUUAGGGGCACUCGCGGGCGAGUAGCGAGCCCCACGAGGUGCGGGAAGAGGCCGGGGUCGACCUCUCUCUCGCCAUGGGCGACUUCAGUGCGCGGCUCACGCAGUACCUGGAGGGGAGGAUCUCGUUCGAGGAGUUCGAAAGGCUGCACGGAGACGCGGUAGGCUUGGUGGGAGGAGAAGAAGAUGAUGACCAGCGGCCUGGCUGCUCAAGUCGGCCUCGUCUACAGGAGGUUGUCGCCUCACGCAAGCCCUCGGACUCUGACGGGUCGUCAGACGAGGCUGCAGAUGGCGUCAGCAAGAAGGUGCAGAGGGCCUUUGACCUGAUGAUGGAGAACCGUGUGACGGGGAGCGAGGAGGAGGUGGCAGACAACGAGGACCUCGAGACAGGAGAUGUCUUUGCUCUCGAGAUGGAGCUGCAGAGGGAGCACAAACGCUUGCAAAAGGAAAGACUUCCACGGAGCAAACUCCCAAAGGUACUGCGAGGCUUGAUGGGAGAGGCAAAUAUUCGUUUUGCACGUGGCGAACACGAGGAAACCAUCAAGAUGUGCAUGGAAAUUAUUCGGCAAGCUCCAUUGGCCCAUGAGCCCUUCUCCACGCUGGCCAUGUUGUACGAGGACUGUGGGGACAUGGAGAAGUCUCUGCAGUUCGGCCUCAUCGCCGCCUACCUGAACCCCAGCGACCCCGAGGAAUGGGUCAAACUCGCCGAGCUCUCCUUGGAGCAGGACAACAUCAAGCAAGCCAUUUUCUGUUACACCAAAGCCAUCAAGUACUCGCCGAGCAACACUCAGUAUCUGUGGGAGCGAUCCAACCUCUACGAGCAGCUGGGAGAGCACAAGCAGGCCAUGGAUGGCUACCGGCGCAUCCUGGCGCUGCUGCCGGAAUCCGAGGGCGAACACUUCAUGCAGAUCACCCGCGACAUGGCCAAGAGUUACUACGAGAGCAAGGACGUGGCUGGUGCCAUUGGUCUGAUGGAAGAUGCUCUGCUCAAGCACCCAAACCUGGUCACCAUGGAGGAUCUGCACAUGACGGCAGAGCUGUACAUUGUCAGCAAGCAGUUUGAGAAGGCAUUGCAGGUAAUAACAAAAUUUGCAAAAAUCAACCUGGAAGAAGAAAAGGAUGGACAGGCUGAAGCAGGAGAGAUAAAGUCGUGCACAAUUCCAGAGAACAUCCCCGUAGAUGUGAAGGCAAAACUAAUGGUGUGCCUCAUUCACCUGAAGAUUAUGGGUCCAGUUAAGACGCUGGUCUCCUGGCUGAUGGAGCAAAACCCCGAGGACAUGGGCGACCUCUACCUGGACGUAGCCGAGGCCUUCCUGGAGGUCGGGGAGUACAACUCGGCCCUGCCGCUGCUCGCCUCCCUUGUCUGCUCCGAGCGAUACAACCUCGCCGCCGUCUGGCUCCGUCAUGCCGAGUGCCUGAAUGCAUUGGGCCUGACGCAGCGGGCUGCCGAGAGCUACAACCAGGUGGUGGCCCUUGCCCCCAUGCACCUGGGAGCCCGGAUGUCUCUGUCCGCGCUGCAGCAGCAGCUGGGCCAGCCCGAGAAGGCGCUGGAGGCCCUCAACGCCCCACACACAGACGAGCUGUCUGACUGCGAGGACACCGCAAAGCAGGAAAUUCAGUUGCUGUUGCACCGAUCAAUUCUGCUAUGUUCUCAACGGAAAAUGGCCGACUGUGUGGACACACACCUCAUGUUACUCUCGAUGCUCCUGAAGGGGGCCAUGGUCAGGUCGCAGGUGUCUGUGGUGUCCAGCACCAAGGAUGGCGCCCGGCACCUCUACCUGUUGAAGAGGUCCGACGAGACGCCUAAGAAGGGCACCAGCUCUGUGCUGGACAACAUGCAAGGUAAGGCCAGCCUGCUGGGCCGAGAGAUCUGGUGGGACCUGCUGCAAAGGGCCGUGUGCGAGCUGGCCAACCUGGGCCGCCACGACGAGGCCGAGUUAUUGUGCGACACCGGCCUGGAGUUCUACUACUUCUACGAGGACCGGCCCAAGCGCAAGGAGCUAGAGAGCCUCGGACUCUCCGCUGCAUUCCUCAGCAAAAACUUCCGCAAGGCGUACAACUACAUUCGAAUCAUCCUCAUGGAGAAUUUAAACAAGCCGCAGCUUUGGAACAUCUUCAACCAGAUAACGGCAAACUCCCAGGACAUCAGACACCAUCGGUUCUGCCUGCGCCUCUUGCUGAAGAACCCAAACAACUUGCCGCUAUGUAUUCUCAAUGGGCACAACGCGUUUGUGGCUGGAAGCUUCAAACACGCACUGGGGCAAUAUGUUCAGGCCUACAGGACUAACACGAAGGAGCCCAUGUUCUGCCUGUGUAUCGGCCUAACCUUUGUUCAUAUGGCAUCUCAGAAGUUCGCCAACAAAAGGCAUCCGCUCAUCAUUCAGGGGUUUUCCUUCUUGAUGCAGUACCUGGAGCUGCGUGGCCAUGGGCAGGAGAGCUACUACAACGUGGGCCGUGCUCUCCAUCAGCUGGGCCUCACCCACCUCGCCAUCCACUACUACCAGCAGACCCUCGCCUGCCCGCCCCCAGAGUGCCAGGGAAUGGAUCCACAGCAGCUGGACUUGAGGAGGGAGGCUGCAUACAACCUCUCCUUGAUCUACCAGAGCAGCGGCAACCCUGAUAUGGCCCGGGCUACCAUCCACAAAUAUAUUGUCAUUUGAUGGACAUUUGCCUGCUGGGGGAUUGGUGCCUUUCCAUUGGCAGCAUUAUCAAGUCCCUCCAUUCAUGGACUGUCUGCAUUUUUUUGGUAUCGGGUUAUUCCUCAGCAGAGAAUAAGUUCUACCAAUAAUCUCAAUAUUGAACUGCAUGUUUUGUUUUUUUCACAUUACAACUCGUAUAGGUUCUACUGCAUUAAAAUGUACUUUUACAAGAAAUCUGACAGUUACAAAGCAUUUUAAAUGACACACUAUUUAAGCCCAAAACAUUAUAUAAUUAAUC